UCUCCUCCUGCGCCGCUUUAGAAAUAGAUGAGCGGGGCAGAGCGGGCGGGUAGCAGGCUUCACACUGCAGGGAAAUGAAACACGCUGCAGGUCCCGAAGCAGCAGACGAGCUGGGCAGACCUGUUCACUUCUCCUUCCCCUUCUUCUCCACUUCACAGCGGGACAUCACACACCGUCCGGGAUCAUGUUGGUUCUUCCUCCGAUUGAGUUAUUAUCGCCUUAUUGGAUCGCAGCUGAGUGAAAGAGAAAGUCCACACUGGAUUUGAGCCUACGCACUUGUCUUUUUUUUAAAAAACUUUGCCAUCGUGGAUGAGAUCUUUGCAUACUUAAUUUUUAAGUAACUUCAGCAGAUUUUCUGGCUCAGUUUUCUCCCUCUUCUCUCGUAUCCUUGGAUUAUUCCCACAACAAGGACAUGUUGAUUUUAUUUGUGAUCAGUCUGGCCUUGUUGUCAGAUUCAGGUCUGUCGGUGGAGGUGUUCCGUGCAGGUGUGGCCCCUCGCUGCGAGAGCCGGGCCUGCAACCCCCGCAUGGGUAACUUAGCCCUGGGUCGGCGGGUCCUGACGCAGACCGUCUGCGGCAACAACGGCACAGAGUUCUACUGCUCCUACUCCGACCCCAACGCCAACCUGGCCUGCGGUGCCGCCAAGUGCGCCAAGUGCAAUGCUGGCCUGCCUCUCCUGUCCCACCUGGCCGUGGCCAUGUCUGACUCAUCCUUCCGUCACCCCAACACCUGGUGGCAGUCAGCCGAGGGGGUGGAGUCGGAGACGGUGCAGCUGGACCUGGAGGCCGAGUUCUACUUCACACAUCUCAUCAUCGUGUUUCGCUCGCCGAGGCCUGCCGCCAUGACCCUGGAGCGGUCACAGGAUUUCGGGCGGACGUGGAGGAUGCUGCAGUACUACGCCAGCAACUGCAGCGACGCCUUCGGGCUGGAGGAGGGAAAGGCAGGUGCGGGCCGGGACGGGGCCACCUGCACAUCCAAAUACUCAGGGGCUUAUCCCUGCAACCGUGGAGAGGUGAUCUACCGGACACUCCCAAAGUGGGAGUCUCUGGAUCCAUUCGGAGUGGAAGGUCAGCAGCAGCUGAGGGUGACCAACAUCCGCAUCCGGCUGCUCAAGCAACAGCCAUGUCCCUGCCAGGCCAAAGACCAUGCCUCCGCACGCGAAGCUCUUCCGACCCGACACUUUGCCAUAUAUGACCUGAUAGUGAAGGGAAGCUGCUUCUGUAAUGGACAUGCCGAGCAGUGUGUUCCUUUGCCGGGAUACCAGCCCAUUAGAGACCGGACCAACCAUGUGGUUCAUGGGAAGUGUGUGUGCAGACACAACACUGCAGGUGAUCACUGUGAGCGCUGCGCUCCUCUCUACAACGACCGACCAUGGCAGCCCGCUGACGGAUUGACAGGGGCUCCACACGAAUGUCGGAAGUGUAAGUGCAAUGGACAUGCUCAGAGCUGCCAUUUUGAUUGGUCGGCGUGGCGUGAGUCCGGCCAGCGUACCGGGGGCGUGUGUGACUGUCUGCACAACACCGAGGGACGUCAGUGUGAGAAAUGCAAGCCCGGCUUCUACAGAGACCCCCACCGACCACAAACCGCCCCAGACUCCUGCAAACCAUGCAACUGUCACCCCUUGGGGUCCAUGCCCUUCCACUUGGCUGACGGCUCACCCUGCGACCCCUCCAACGGAAACUGCAUCUGCAAACCGGGAGUAGGUGGGGCCCACUGCGACAGGUGCAUGGUGGGAUACUGGGGUUUCCAUGACUAUGGCUGCCGUCCAUGUGACUGUGCAGGAGACUGUGAUCCAUUCACUGGAGACUGUAUGUUUGGCUCUGAUCUGGACCUGUACAACUUAGAGGGAAACUCCAGUGAGCCGGUGAGGAUCUUCAGAGCGGACGAACUCUUCUCUGCCCUCCACUACUCAGAGAAGUGUGAGUGCAAAGAGCAAGCGCUGACCAACAGCAAACUCUUCUGCACCAUGAAUUAUGCAUACGUGCUGAAGGUGAAAGUGCUGUCGGCCCAUGAUAAGGGCUCCCACGCUGAGGUGGAGGUCAAAGUUCAGAAAGUGCUCAGUCAGAACACCAAGGUGAAGAUACAGCGAGGUCGAGUCACCCUUUACCCCGAGUCAUGGACUGCACGGGGCUGCACUUGCCCAAUCCUCAACCCAGGGGUGGAGUACUUGGUGGCGGGACACACGGACCGUAAGCAGGGCCGCCUCCUGGUCAACAUGAAGAGCUUCGUCAAGCCGUGGAAAGCCAGCUUGGGCCGUAAAGUCCUCACACUGCUCAAGAAAGACUGCAACUGGUAGAGAGAUUGUUGAAACACUGGAGGACCGACGGAUUCAUGGACUGACAAGACUGUUUUUGAUAAAACAAAGCCAUGGAUUCGUGUUUUUGCUCAUCCUCCAGAUGUGGAAUAUUGAAUCACAGAGGAUUUCAGGAGCAGCCCUGACAGACAUUUGAAAUCCCUCCAUUCUCUGCUGUUGUCCAAUGAGAGCCUAAAGCUAGUGGUGGACUUCACAGGCUAAAAGCACACAGGAUGUAAAUUUUGUCAAGACAUAUCUGUCACUCUUACAUUCUCAUGUAGGAUUCAAGCAAACAUCUCCUUUGCUGUUGCCGCUGCAGCACAAGAAAUUAAGGAAGCCCCCUAGACCCACUGACAUACAUUAAAACACCCACAAAAAACUGAAUUUCCUCCUCGCUGCAGCACUUUAGCCUAAGAUGGACUGAGGGAAUACGGACACACAAAGAGAGGAAGAUUAAACACACACUCACCAAUCUAUAAUCCCUCAUAUGGACUGUGGAUGGAGUACACCCAUUCCCUAUGUGCUCCUUAAUAUGGUGGACACAUACUCAUAAAGGCAGCAGUGUGUGUGUGCUGCAGACAUGAUGUGCAAAGCACCCAGAGUGACGCUGAACAAGCCAUACAAGCCACUACAGGUGGUUAAAUCUUAGCCAGUCCAGGUGUGCCUGUGUUGAAAUCAGAGUGAAUGGGUUUUACCCCAAACGUGAAUGUAUUUGCCUGACUGUUUUUACAAAUGUGUGUAUGUGUGUGUGCAUGUGAGCUAGAAAGAGUGGGUGUAUGCAGCGGUAUGCUACGAGCACAGUCCAGAUUCAGUCCAGCUCUUAAGCUUUUCUUUAGGUUUGUAUACACUCUCAAAAAAACAGCCGUUCCAAUGUUUAUGAUACAUUAUGUACUGUAUAUUGAGUCAUCUCAUAUUACACUCCACUGCUGAAUUCAGAAAAAAUCUUGUUAUUCCUUCCUUUGUGCUUUUGUACAGUAUUAUUUGUAUAUAUCUAUAUAAAUAUUAUUGUUCAUCUUU
Molecule: messenger RNA, 3310 nt
Organism: Lates calcarifer (barramundi perch)
Lineage: Eukaryota; Metazoa; Chordata; Actinopteri; Centropomidae
Gene: ntn4
Product: netrin 4
Exons: 10
Coding region: 413-2296 (627 amino acids)
Biological process (GO): substrate adhesion-dependent cell spreading; cell migration; basement membrane assembly
Cellular component (GO): laminin trimer
Molecular function (GO): protein binding
Source: RefSeq, a predicted model, not a curated record